AUGGGUAGCAUUAAUAAAAACAUGAACGGUAUUGCUUUUACUAAAGGUUCUGAAUACCUAAAAGAUUUCCAAUGCUCUAAAUGCCACUUAUUUUUAGAUGAUGAGGAUAUUCAAAAAGAAAACUAUUCUUUCUGGCUUUCUGAUUAUGCUAAUGACAUUACCAAGAUUUAUAACCAAAGCCGACCAGUUUAUGGUCGGGGUAAAAAAAGAAUUCCUCCUGGUCAAUACUCAACUCCUUUAAAGAUUGCUCAAUGUUUAGCCAAAUUAGCAUCUCCAAAAAUGGAUUUUAAAGAUAAGAUUAUUUUUGAACCUUGUGUCGGCACAGGAAAAGGAGCUAUUUUAAUUGGUAGUGAUAUUGAUCAAGAAGCCUUAGAAAUUUGUAGAGAAAGAAUUCCCGAAGCAAUUUUAACUAAUUGCAAUACUCUUUUUUGUUAUGUUCCUGGACAUAGUAAGAAGCUGAAGUAUGGUCGAUAUUGUAGUGAGCAUAUUUUUAGUGAACCAAAGGAAACGAAUAUAAUAACAAUUGCUCUUAUUGCUUCUGUUGUGACCUUUGUGACUUCAAUGCUUGCCCAACUGGUGAUUGCCCCAAUGGUUUACAAGACACAGCUUGAUGCCACGGAAAUGAUUACCAGUGAUUUGAGGAUAACAACAUUGAAGUUUGCAAUGACUGUCAAAUCAAGAUUGAAGCAAUUUUAG
Ambispora leptoticha is the source of this 696-nucleotide messenger RNA. The record is from the annotation of a GenBank genome assembly. Lineage: Eukaryota; Fungi; Glomeromycota; Glomeromycetes; Archaeosporales; Ambisporaceae.